UGCAUUCAAUUUCAUUCAAUUUUGUUUUAACUGAGAAUUUGGUCAACUUAUAUGUGUGUGAGAUUCACUUGAAGACUUUGUUGGUGCCCACGCAUUAACAAACCACAUUUGUUGUAAUUAUUAUUAUUGGAGCAUUUUGAGAGUAAAAUACAAUUUAGUGAAAAGUGGUUAUUUGUUACACCCAGUGUAGUAAAUUCGAAAAAGGAUUGUUGUGUAGGUCGCACAUCAUUCAAUUACGACUAAAGUGUACACAGUUUCAGAUAACCCACCAACUAUGUCAGCCAAAGAAAACAAACUUCGAACUUUCGACAAAAUUCCAAUUUUCAUCGUCGAAAACCACAACGAAGUACUCGAAUUUGUUUACCGUUGUCUCGGAUCUCGACAUCUGCCAUUCAAUAACAACACAAUGAUUCACUUUGACUCACAUCCGGACAUGACAGUGUCACGUAGCAUGCCUUCCGAAUAUGUUUUCGACAAGGAGAAAUUAUUGGCCGACGUAAGCAUCGAGAACUGGAUAAUGCCAACUUGUUUUGCCGGUCAUUUCAGUCAAUUAGUCUGGAUGAAACCGUAUUGGGCGACACAGAUUAAAGAUAACAAUUAUCAGUUUGUGAUCGGCGAUUAUUGUGGCAACAUUCGAGUCAAUUCUACUUUGGAGUAUUUCCUGUCUGAAGCCAGCUAUCGUCCCGAAUCUGAACUCAGCAAAAAUAAAUUAAUUGAUUUGAAAGUUAGAACGCUAUCGAAUGAUUUUGUUGGACAUGCGGAUUUGCUGCCAUCGGACAGUGAAGUGUAUAUGCUGGACAUUGAUCUGGAUUUUUUUAGCACUCACAAUCCGUUCUUGAAAAUAUAUGAAAAGGCUGAUGCUUACACAAAACUCCACCCAAUAUUUGCAUUUUCUUGGCCGGAUAAGCUAGAACAGACGGAUGAAUUACUAGCCAAAGUAAAAGACAGAGAAAAUCAGUUGAAUGAACUGGAAAAAGUUUUCCAAUAUAUUGCAGACAAUGGUCACUUGACCGGAAUCACUGUUCCUGAAAUACUGAAACCGGUAUGGAGUCAAAUGAUCGAACUAGUUGCUGACGUUCAAGCCAAUUAUAGUGAUGUCAAUUGGACGCUAAUUUAUGAUGCAGGAUGUACUUGUGACACCACGGAUCUACCUCAUCACGAGUCGCCAUUGGAAGAGAUAAACCUACUGAUUGAUCAAUUUAAGCAAUUCCUUCGAGGACUUCAGCUACCACCAACUAUAGUAACAAUAUCUCGGUCUUCUUACGACGACUAUUGCCCCGUCGAUCAAGUAGAGCAUAUCCAAGAGAAAGUUUUGAUUGCUUUGCAAGAAGUUUAUGGCGACAGAAUUACAAACAAACCCAUAUUGGACUACAAAGAUGAAGAGUGGAAGAUUUGAUUUCAAAUAAAUAUUUGAUUUGGUUAGCAUA
Bradysia coprophila is the source of this 1427-nucleotide messenger RNA. RefSeq names its product misexpression suppressor of ras 6 (gene MESR6). NCBI's taxonomy places the organism in Eukaryota, Metazoa, Arthropoda, Insecta, Diptera, Sciaridae. The record is from RefSeq and is a predicted model, not a curated record.